Messenger RNA from Pelobates fuscus (common spadefoot toad), 1099 nucleotides. RefSeq names its product ADP ribosylation factor like GTPase 1 (gene ARL1). The transcript is spliced from 6 exons. Gene Ontology annotation, molecular function: GTP binding; GTPase activity. Gene Ontology annotation, cellular component: cytoplasm; Golgi apparatus. Gene Ontology annotation, biological process: intracellular protein transport; vesicle-mediated transport. Bases 124 to 669 code for a protein of 181 amino acids. The record is from RefSeq and is a predicted model, not a curated record. Lineage: Eukaryota; Metazoa; Chordata; Amphibia; Anura; Pelobatidae.
CUGACGAGCGUGAGUGUGGGUUCAGGGCGACUCUGACGUGACGUGGAAGUCAGAGCUGCACUACUUCCUGGACUGAGACCGAGUGCAAGCAGGUUCGCUGCGGAGCCAGGACUACAGCUCGCCAUGGGGGGUUUCUUUUCCAGCAUCUUUUCCAGCCUGUUUGGAACUCGGGAAAUGAGAAUUUUGAUUCUGGGUCUUGACGGAGCAGGAAAGACAACGAUUCUUUACAGAUUACAAGUGGGAGAAGUUGUAACCACAAUUCCAACAAUCGGUUUUAAUGUUGAGACAGUAACUUACAAGAAUCUUAAAUUUCAAGUAUGGGACUUAGGAGGACAAACAAGUAUCAGACCCUAUUGGCGUUGCUAUUAUUCCAACACUGAUGCUGUGAUUUACGUAGUAGACAGCUGUGACAGAGACAGAAUUGGAAUCUCCAAGUCUGAACUGGUUGCCAUGUUAGAGGAAGAAGAAUUAAAGAAAGCUAUCUUAGUAGUGUUUGCUAACAAACAAGACAUGGAGCAGGCCAUGACACCUACAGAGGUUGCUAAUUCCCUUGGCUUGCCAGCGUUGAAAGACCGUAAAUGGCAGAUUUUCAAAACCUCCGCAAUGAAGGGCACUGGACUUGACGAAGCUAUGGAAUGGUUGGUUGAAUCCUUGAAAAGCAGGCAGUAAAUCGUUCUAGUUCACCUUUGUCCGUCACUCCACAAGAGAAUGUUGCUGGAUGUACAUAGAAUUUUCACCAUCAUUACCUGAAAUGGCUCCUUUAGUUAUUAAAAAGGACGUUGCACCUAUAUGACUUGUUUUCCAAUAGCAAUGUACCAUACUGUGCUUUAUGUAGUGUAGAUUCUCUUUUAUUUAUGAAAUUUUUGUAAUAACUGACUUUUUUGAGAAUGCAUUCUUCCGGUGUGCAAUCUUUACUAUGGGGCCCACUUUUUUUUUUUUUUUUUUUUUUUUUUUUUAAUUAAAACUAACAUUCUGCUUACUAUAACUACAUAAGGUAGUUAUCGUAUGACCAGCUCCACAGUAGCAGUGGGAUAAAAAAAAUAUACUGUUGAAACUUCAUGUUAAUGAUCCCUUCCAAAAUAAACUAUUUCUUUAGUAA